AAUAAUAAAAUAAACUAUUCAAUUAUUAUAACAUUCCUAGUUGAGAAAAAUAUUGUGUCAACCAUUUUGAUCUCGUACUAUGAAGUUACUACAACCAGCGCUUAUCUUUGGCUUUGCAGCGACGGUGACGGCGUUGUUGAUCCCCUCAGAAUUUCAAAUUAGUCGUAUAAUGGAUAAUUUAUUCACUGGAUACUCUCAGAAAGCAGAUAGCUAUAACCGUGCAUCACAGCUCCCAACUAUCAGUGACUUGUUGACUCUGCAGCGUGGAUCUCUAUUUUAUGACUACGUUAGAGAAGUUAGCCAAGUCGAGAGAUUACUCGAUAACCAUGCUACAAAACUCACGGUAUUCGCACCUACAAACAAAGCUAUCGUCAAUUUACAUAGACGCCCUCACCAAGUUGAGCACAGCGGUGUUGAGAGUAUGAGGAUAUGGGAGAAUGCCAUGACCUCGAGUGUGAGGAAUUGGGUGGAAUCACAUAUAGUUAGAUCCUCUGACUUGGAGAUAAACAAAACUUAUGACGCACUUAGCCAAACAAAGAUCACGUUGACGGAACGUGAUGGAAUCAAGUUAGUCAAUGGAAUUAAAGUACUCGAUAUCAAAACAGCAGAUAAUGGAGAACUCUACGUUAUAGAAGACGUUCUAAGAGAUUAGUUAGAUGACGAUCAUGAUUUACGGCCUGUUGUAUUGAUAUAUUUACUUUCUAAGAUCAUCUAGA
Wallemia mellicola CBS 633.66 is the source of this 716-nucleotide messenger RNA. RefSeq lists its product as hypothetical. The transcript is spliced from 3 exons. NCBI's taxonomy places the organism in Eukaryota, Fungi, Basidiomycota, Wallemiomycetes, Wallemiales, Wallemiaceae. The record is from RefSeq and is a predicted model, not a curated record. Bases 80 to 652 code for a protein of 190 amino acids.